Lethenteron reissneri (Far Eastern brook lamprey) is the source of this 1167-nucleotide messenger RNA. RefSeq names its product serine/threonine/tyrosine interacting like 1 (gene STYXL1). NCBI's taxonomy places the organism in Eukaryota, Metazoa, Chordata, Hyperoartia, Petromyzontiformes, Petromyzontidae. Gene Ontology annotation, cellular component: mitochondrion. The record is from RefSeq and is a predicted model, not a curated record. Gene Ontology annotation, biological process: negative regulation of cytoplasmic stress granule assembly; positive regulation of intrinsic apoptotic signaling pathway; protein dephosphorylation. Gene Ontology annotation, molecular function: protein phosphatase inhibitor activity; protein phosphatase binding; pseudophosphatase activity.
UCUCCUAGCAACCUCGGCUUGGGGUCGCCUGCUUAGGCCUCGGCUUUUUGCCUGUUGCCGACUUUUAAAACAUCAACAACUACUAAAGAUAAACAACAACAACACACACCACAACAUCAUCAUCGUCGUCGUCACAAUGGCCUCGUUAGCGUUGAUGGAGCCGACGCGAUUGUACAAUUUGCUAAAUCAAAAGUCGCCGCAACGCGCGGGUCUGAGCGACGCCCAUCACAUCCUGCUGGUCGAUGCACGGACACCAUCUGCAUAUGAAGAAAGUCAUAUAAUCACAGCACGACACGCUAAAAAGGACCCGCGCGGUGUCUUCACGCUGCUUUAUGAAAACGAGCUGGAGUGCAAGGAGUGGUGUGUCGUAUAUGACAAUAAAUCGCAACACCUUGAUGAAGAAGGCCCGGGAGUGACUUGCGCUAGAAUCCUGGAGCAGAGCCGUAAGAACGUGGUGUACGUUCUCAGCGGAGGAUACGAGCGUUUCACCGCACUGUAUCCAUUCCUGCGCUCCCAAAAGAUCAUCUACACCCCACAGGAGCUGGACUCAUUAUUCGUGUACCCAGUGGAGUUAAUAGCCGGAUGCCUCUAUCUGGGAGAUGCUAGCCAGGCCAGCUGUGCCAGUGUUAAAAAGGCACUCAAGCUCCAAGCCUAUGUUGCCAUUAUGGAGCAGGAGGGAUUAAUCUGUUACACCAGUGACGCUGCACUACUGAGUAUCCCCGUGGCUGAAGACCAAGAUGCUGACCUGUUCUCCCACUUUCACAACAUAUGCCAGUUCAUAGAUGAAGCCCUCGAGUUGAAAAGACCGGUGCUGGUCUUCUCCCAAUCGGCCAUAAGCCGUGGUUGCACGGUGGCCAUCGCGUACCUCAUGCAUCGCUUCAAGUGGGACCUGCAGGAGUCGUGGGGGCAUCUGCUGCAAUGCCAACGCAACGUGCGGCCGCACCGUGGAUUCGUGGAGCAGCUUUCGCGUUGGGAAUUAAGCCUUCACGGCCGUGGUAUCACCAACAUAUCUGACCCCAACUACUGAAGACGCCACGUGGCUCGUCGCCAUUCCUCCAGGCAUGUUGUUGAGGACUGACUCGACUUCACUGGACAUCUAUAAAGCGAGAGUUCCAUACAGCUCGUCGGAUUUUUUCCCCCAGUCUAAAAUAAAGAUUCUGAUCCUUU